UGUCCUCACAGUUUUCCAUCACUCUCUUUGACCUUUUCUCAUACUGUACAUUUUUCUGCACAACAAUUUCAACACAGAGUGAUAAACACUUGAAGAAAAAUCAAUGACAAGGACUCAACUGCAUCAUAACAUAACACAUGGUUGACUUGACUUGACUUUCCACUUCAUUUUUAACCAUCACAAACCUCUAACAAUUUUCAUUUCACAAAACAGAAUCAUGAAUUCCUUCAACCUUCUAUUUCUCUUCAUCUUCCUCAUCAUCAACUCAACCACACAAGCACAGAACCCAACUUACCUCUUCCAAUUCUGCACAAAAAACCAAACCAACUCCAACAGCCUCUACCACUCAAUCCUCAAAACCCUUUUCUCUUCACUAUCUUCCAACGCCACCAACAACAACGAAUUCUACAACACCACAAUCCCUAGCAAAAACCCUUCAAACACUGCAUACGGUCUAUUCAUGUGCAGAGGCGACGUUUCCUCUCCCCUCUGCCAACAAUGCGUCGCAAACGCAACACAAAAACUAUCCACAGACACAGAUUGUUCCUCAUCCAAACAGGCUGUUAUCUGGUACGACGAGUGCAUGGUUCGAUACUCCAACACCUCUUUUUUCUCCACCGUCACUACAAGUCCAGCUUUUUACCUAGUAAGCACCGCUAAUAUAACGAACCAGGAAAGCUUCAUGAGUUUGUUGUCUGUUACUAUGAACGAAUCAGCAGAUAAAGCAGCUGCGAAUUCUUCUGUCGGUACUAAGAAAUAUGCUACAAAGGAAGCUAGAAUCUCUGGGUUUCAGACGCUGUACAGUAUGGCUCAGUGUACAGACGAUUUAUCUUCACAAGAUUGCAGUACGUGUCUUAGUGUUGCCAUUGCAAAUCUUCCACAGUGUUGUAAUGGAAAGACGGGAGGAAGAGUUUUAGUUCCUAGCUGUAACAUUAGAUAUGAAUUGUACCCUUUUUAUAGAAACAUUGCUCCCUCGCCAGCGCCUUCAGCACCACCAGUGAUUGUUCCUCCAACAACCAAUUCUAAUUUGGGAGGAAGUAGUGGGAUCUCAUUAGGGACAAUUGUUGCAAUUGUGGUUCCAAUUACAGUGGCUGCGCUGCUAUUUAUCAUAGGAAUUUGUUUCUUAUGUAUAAGAGGGUGGAAGAAGAAGCAUGACUCUGCUGCAGCACAGGAUCCGAAAACUGAAAUCGAUAUUACCACAGUGGAAUCCUUGAGAUUUGAUUUGAAUACACUUGAAGAAGCCACCAACAAAUUCUCAGAAGCUAAUAAGCUAGGUGAAGGUGGAUUUGGCGAGGUUUACAAGGGCGUGCUUCCGAGCCGACAACAAAUAGCUGUCAAGAGACUCUCUAAACAGUCGGGACAAGGUGGAGAACAAUUUAAGAAUGAAGUUGAACUGGUUGCACAACUUCAACAUAGAAAUUUAGCGAGGCUUCUUGGGUUUUGCUUGGAAAGAGAAGAAAAGAUACUAGUUUAUGAGUUUGUAGCCAACAAAAGUCUUGACUAUAUUCUUUUUGAUCCUGAAAAACAAAGGUUGUUGCAUUGGACAAGGCGUUACAAGAUUAUUGGAGGGAUUGCUCGGGGCAUUCAAUAUCUUCAUGAAGACUCUAGGCUUAAAAUUAUUCAUCGUGAUCUCAAAGCUAGCAACAUAUUGUUGGAUGGAGAUAUGAAUCCAAAAAUCUCUGAUUUUGGCAUGGCAAAAUUAUUUGGAGUGGAUCAAACUAAAGGAAAUACCAGUAGGAUUGUAGGGACAUAUGGUUACAUGUCUCCGGAGUAUGCAAUGCAUGGAAAUUUCUCUAGUAAGUCUGAUGUAUAUAGUUUCGGAGUUCUCAUCAUGGAGAUUAUAAGUGGCAAGAAGAACAGCUCUUUCUAUGAAACAGGAGCUGCUGAGGAUUUAGCGAGCUAUGCGUGGAAACUUUGGAACAAUGGAACGCCUUUGAAAUUGGUGGACCACACAAUAAGAGAAUCCUAUACUCCAAAUGAAGCUAUAAGAUGCAUCCAUAUUGGUUUAUUAUGUGUCCAAGAAGAUCCAGAUGAUAGACCUACAAUGCCAACAAUAGUGCUCAUGCUAGAUAGUCACACUGUUACUCUACCAGUACCGAAGCAGCCUGCAUUUUUUCUACAGAGUGGAGCUGAUCAGCAGAUGCCAACAAUACAGAUUAGUCAAUCUGAUAACAAUUGAUUACCAAAGUCUGUCAACGAGAUGUGUGUUUGUAAUUAGAUCAUGAUAAAGGUAGAAAAUAGGAGGAGAUUUUAGGAGUAUUGUCUAUUGAGUUCAAAACCUUGUAAAUUUGUAAUAUUGUGUAUUGGCUUAUUUUUCAAUGUGGAAAAUAAUAACAUGUAUCGGUCAUAGUGUCACCCCUCUAGUUGCAGCAGAAAUACAUCAUGUUGUAUGAUAUAAGGUUUAUGCAACUCAAGAAUAAUGACACAAUAUUUAUGAA
Molecule: messenger RNA, 2438 nt
Organism: Vicia villosa (hairy vetch)
Lineage: Eukaryota; Viridiplantae; Streptophyta; Magnoliopsida; Fabales; Fabaceae
Product: cysteine-rich receptor-like protein kinase 10
Exons: 7
Coding region: 218-2179 (653 amino acids)
Biological process (GO): protein phosphorylation
Molecular function (GO): protein kinase activity; ATP binding
Source: RefSeq, a predicted model, not a curated record